This is a messenger RNA of Juglans regia (Persian walnut), 2041 nucleotides long. Its product is annotated as berberine bridge enzyme-like 18. The transcript is spliced from 2 exons. Bases 1 to 1614 code for a protein of 537 amino acids. The record is from RefSeq and is a predicted model, not a curated record. NCBI's taxonomy places the organism in Eukaryota, Viridiplantae, Streptophyta, Magnoliopsida, Fagales, Juglandaceae. Gene Ontology annotation, molecular function: oxidoreductase activity; FAD binding.
AUGAAGCCCAUUAGCUCUUCAGUGCUUAUUCCAUUUGUUAUUGCUCCUCUUUUCUCAUUUUUAUGGGCAACUUCGGCUCACACUCAUGAAGACUUCCUUCAAUGCCUGGCCCUUCAUGCUGGAAACUCCACCUCCUCAAUUUCUCAAGUCAUUUACACCCCGUUCAAUUCCUCAUAUUCAUCUGUAUUGAAAUUCUCCAUACGAAAUCCUAGAUUCUCAACACCUGCCACCCCGAAACCUCUAGUCAUUAUUACGCCAUUGCAUGUCUCCCAAAUUCAAGCAACCAUUAAGUGUUCCCAAAAACAUGGCAUGCAAAUAAGAGUUAGAAGCGGUGGUCAUGAUUUUGAGGGCCUUUCUUAUGUUUCUUAUGUUCCAUUUGUCAUAAUCGAUCUGAUAAAUCUUCGUUCAAUCAAUGUUGAUGUAGAAAAUGGCACUGCAUGGGUAGAAGCCGGUGCCACCAUCGGUGAAGUAUACUAUAGGAUUGCCGAGAAAAGUAGAAACUUUGGCUUUCCUGCGGGAGUUUGCCCGACUGUGGGUGUUGGUGGACACUUCAGUGGGGGAGGGUACGGCACCAUGUUGCGCAAAUAUGGCCUUGCUGCAGAUAAUAUUGUUGACGCCCAAAUGAUUGAUGUUAAAGGCAGAAUCCUUGACAGAGAAUCCAUGGGAGAAGAUCUAUUUUGGGCCAUUCGAGGAGGUGGAGGGGCCAGCUUUGGAGUCAUUGUUGCAUGGAAAAUCAAGCUGGUUCAUGUUCCAUCAACUGUGACUGUAUUCACAGUUAAUAGGAACUUGGAACAAAAUGCAACCAAGCUUGUUCAUCGGUGGCAAUAUGUUGCAGACAAGCUUGAUGAAGACCUAUUCAUUCGCGUCAUCUUAAGUGCUGCCAAUUCUAGUCAAGAAGGGGGGAGAACAAUACAAGCUUCAUUUAAGUCCUUGUAUCUCGGAGGGAUGGAUAAUCUCCUUUCAUUGAUGCAAGAAAGCUUCCCUGAACUGGGUUUGGUAAGAGAAGAUUGCACUGAAAUGAGCUGGAUUGAAUCUACCCUCUACUUGGCCGGGUUUCCAAGUGGGGAAUCCUUGGAUGUACUGCUAAGCAGGACUCUUCUAACAAGACCAACUUUUUUCAAAGUAAAAUCUGACUACGUGAUGGAACCUAUUCCAGAAGUUGGCUUGGAAGGGAUUUGGGAGAGAUUUUACCACAAAGAGGCCGAGGAAGCAGAAUUGCUCCUGAUUCCGUAUGGGGGAAGAAUGAGUGAAAUCUCGGAAUCUGCAAUUCCUUUCCCACAUAGAGUUGGUAACAUCUACAAAAUCCAACACUCGGUGUUUUGGGAAGAAGAAGGAAUUGCGGCAUCCGAGAGACAUGUAAAUUGGAUCAGAAGGCUUUACAGUUACAUGGCUGCCUAUGUUUCUAAAUCUCCAAGAGCUGCAUACAUCAAUUACAGGGACCUUGACAUAGGAACAAAUAGUAAGGAAGGCAACACAAGCUAUAGACGGGCAAGUACAUGGGGUACUAAAUAUUUCAAGAGCAACUUUAAUAGGUUGGUUCAUGUGAAGACCAUGGUCGAUCCCACUAAUUUCUUCAGGAAUGAACAAAGCAUCCCGGCUCUUUCAUCCUGGUGAUCAGAGAAAUUAUACCAAAAGCAAGUUACACUCGUUCACGUGGAAAAGAAAAGGCAAACAAAUUAAGGAGAUAGAGGGUGCUGUGAAGAGGAAGAUACAUAACAAAGAUGAAACCAAGAAGAAGAAUUAUCAGGAAGAGAAGAAAUCAAUAGAAUCAGAGAGAGACGGACAGAGAUUUUGGUAUUGGGGUUCGACAAGGUGGCAACCAAAGACACUGGCAAAGGAGGAGAGACGCGCAACAGUCACCUUCGAGUGUUUCUUUUGUCGCUUUUUUCGAGCUUUGGAGGUGUUUUUGGCUAUAACUCUCAAGAACAAGACAUGGCAUCAAGAGUUGUUGUUCCUCUUCAAAAUCCCAAAGGUGAAGUGAAGAAGAAUGCACCAGCAGAAGGAAGGACUAGGCGGGUUCUCCAAGAUAUUGGUAAUCUCG